AGAUCCCGAACAUUGGACAGCAGAACAAUGCAAUGAUCUCAGGUCAAUAAUGGAAAAUUUUGUUUACGUAAUUAGAUGGCCUUAUAUUUCUGGGAAUGAAUUUUCCAAGAAUGUUGUCCCAUAUUCAAAAAUUUUUCCAGAAAAAUUUUAUAAAGAACUGGUGAAGUAUUACGUGAAUCCAAAUGAGAGCUUGCAAUUUCGAAAUUUUCCUAAACGUGUAGGAAAAUUAGAAUCAAAUCUGAUAUCUAUCAAGCACAUGAAUCUCAUCUCACAGUGGAUUAAGACUCAACACAAUUUCAUUUUACAACAGACUAAACGCUCAGAUAGGAAAAUGCAGUAUCAUUACAACCUCCUAAUUCGUGGAAGCCGAGACGGCUUUAGUAAAUCAGAUUUCCAGAGGGCGUGUCAAUAUAUGGGUCCAACCAUUAUGAUAGUCAAACUCGAAAAAUCGGACGUAAUAAUUGGAGGGUAUAACCCGCUUCCAUGGUCAACUUCUAAUAAAAACAGUAUCCAUGCGCGAAAAAGCUUCAUAUUUGCAUUCGACAAUGAUUACAAUGAUCCAGUAAUGGCUGGGAAACUCUGUAAGCCAAAAAAUAUUGGAACUUAUCCUGUUAUAUCUAUUACCGACGAUGGUUUAAAGUUCGGGUUAGACUUGACUCUAAAAUUUGCUGAUUCCAACGAUUUAAUAAACUCUACCCUAAGUUAUCGCAAUAUUGAGUACACCUUACUUGGUAAUGUUCAAAGGCAGUUUGAAAACCCCAUUAAUAUAGAGGAUUUUGAAAUAUUUUCAGUUCAUGACACUUCAAAUUCUGAUCGAAACAUAAAUGGUGAACCAAGUGAAGGUGUCGUUGAAGUGGACUGGUCGUUUUGGAUUUGGAGUUGGCUAAUCGAUAUUGUUUGGGCGUUUGCAAAUUUGAUAUUGAUCGUUAAGAAG
Messenger RNA from Acaulospora morrowiae, 934 nucleotides. The record is from the annotation of a GenBank genome assembly. NCBI's taxonomy places the organism in Eukaryota, Fungi, Glomeromycota, Glomeromycetes, Diversisporales, Acaulosporaceae.